UUGAAAGGAUAGUCCAGUUUUGGGUAUCAAUCCACGUGAAGAUUUUCCUUUGAGGAAAGGAUGCAUCAGUGAGUGGUGAAUCCACAAUUAUAUAACACACUUCCUUGUUCUUACACUGUUGAUAAAAACUUCCAGAUUCCUGUAGUGUGGUUACAGUAACGGGAGACUGCACAGAUCUGCGGCUCUCUGCAUCCAUUACACAAACCUACCGCGCCACAAGUUGGUUCAGUGCCAAAAAGUACACGGUGCCCCUGGGGAAGAACCUCCCUCUGUUUCCUCAGGCCCCGCGUUGCCUGCGGUUCCUGAAGCCGAGCUCUGCGGACGGGGCAUUAAUUCAACUCUCCUAACCAAUGCAUACACUGGGAACAGACCCGGCAGAAGGGCAGACCCGGCGGUGUGGCUGCAAAGUUCACAGCGUUGCGCUUUGAAGAAAAAGGCACAACUGGAAGAAGUUAAACGUUGGUUUAAAAAUCAAAUUUUAAUCAACCUGCGUUCGGCGGCAGUUUGCGGCGCCCUUUUGGAAGAUUUGAAUGCAACCGCUGGAACCGGUGGUGUGCACAAAGCACGUUGGGGCUUUAGGUGUUGCAACUCUCCGGCGGUGAUGAGCUGCUCCGAACCGCUGGUUCGCCCCGUCCGCAGGAGCGCAUGGAUCGUGGGCGCUCUGUCCCAUUACUUCGGCUCGGAGAGCGCUCAGGAGGAUAACGAGAUCGUGGUUCUGGCCACCGGCACCGACCAGUACCUGCAGGAAAUAUUCCAACACUUGAGCUACCAGGGAGACGGGCUGGUGUCGGCCGAGGACUUCCGACUGCUUUGCACCGUGCUGGACCUACUGUUGGACGAGGAGGGUCAAUCGCUGGUGACCGGGCUGCCCGAAGCGGUCACUUUCCGGCAAUUCCACGCCCGCCUGUGCGGCUAUUUCCACCAGCGAGCCGGUCAGAACCCGGGGAGGCUGCCGGUGGGGAAGGAGACGGAACACAUCGAGAGGCAGAUCAGCCUGAGGUGCCCCCGCCGGCGGAGGAAGAAAAAAUGCGUCUCCUUCGACCUCUCCAAGGGUUGGGCGCAGAGCCAAGCGCACGGCACUUCCUGUCCCGACCUCCAGCCUGGACAGAGCCCCGCUGGCGACGGGGAGGCGAGCCCCACUUCCCUGGAGUUGGAGAACGCCAGCCUGCGAGAGCUGGUGGAAGACCUCCGGGGAGCUCUGCAGGGCAGCGACGCGCGGUGCCUGGCUCUGCAAGUUGCUCUCCAGAAGGUCUACACCAGGCCAGAACAAGGACCUCCAGGCCAAGCUAAGCAGAACAAUGUGGCAGAGAGGAGCUGUCCAGGGUUCAGGAGCAUGCUGAGGGAGCUGGAGCUGAUCCGGGAGUCGAGGGACGGUCAGAUCCAGGAAGCCAUGCGUUUCAACCAGCAGCUGGAGAGGGAGCUGAAACAGGCACACUGCCUGCUGGCCCAUUGGGAGCAGUCAGCGGCCACACUCAAAGCCCGCACUGCCCAGAUCAGGAGGAAGGCGGAAGGAGCCAGCGCACAGCUGCAGGGCGCCCUGGAGAAGGUGAGGGAGCUGGAAGAUGGAACCAAGCAGAUUCCCGUUCUACAGAGCAGAGUCCUGGAGCUGGAGCAAGAGCUGGAGCAGUACAGAUCACAAGGAGGUCAGAGCAAAGUGGCCUCAGCUCCACUGAACCGUUCACAGCUCAUCCAGAAACACUGUACCCGGAGUCCCUGCCAGCAACAAGCACGGAGAUCUCCGACCGGGAAAGCAGAAUCAGACCCAGAGACCAGGAAUUACUACGGACAGCAGAUGAGGCCUCCUCCCUGCAAUGGAGAUGAGGAGCUGAGGGCGGUGGAGGGUCGGGCUGCUUCUGACGAGGAGGAGGAGGAAGGUUCACAGGAGCAGCAGUGUCAGAUGCUGGCAUUGAAUGGCGAUGUCUGCAGCAGUGGAGAGAAUCCCAGUAGCACAUUAAGGCGGUUGCUGUCUCACAGCUGCAGCUGUCGUCACAAAGGGAGAGGUGCCGUGGUAUUCAGGGAAAGGGAAAAGGAACUCGCAGCACUUCUAAAGAACAAGGAGAAACAAGUGGCAGAUCUCCAGGCUGAGGUAGACCAGUUGGCUUGCUCAAUGACAAAGGAGCUUCAGCUGAAAGGGGAGGAGGUGGAGAUGCUGCGGAUGGAAGUGCAGAUGGUUGAAGCAGAUCGUGUGAGACUCUCACUGGUGGAGGAGAAGCUGACCGAUGUCCUACAGCUUUUGCAACAGCUGCGAUUGCUGAAUAUAUCAAGACGAGCAUUGGGGAAAAUCUUAUUGAACACUUUGGACACCUGUUACAAUGCAGGACAUGGCACAAUGGGUUCCCUGGACAUGUUGAACGUGCUCCACAAAGAGUUGGUGUCAUGUGAAUUACUGGACAAAAGUUCACCUCAAGGAGAGAGUCAACAGAUCGUGAAAAACUCCCUUGUGAUAACAUGUUAGAUUAUGGAAGAGGAUGGAUUUUCGACUGUUUCAUUCUUGUGCAGAUGUCCUCAAGAGACCACUGGAGAUGUAAGCACUCAAAAGGUUACCCAUUGGCCAUCAGAGGCUGGUCACCUACUGUGGAGACAUCCAACAUCAUAAGUAACGUAUAUGUUACCAUUGUGGCGACUCACCGUCUAGUCGGGCGAACCGGCUCGGCAGUCGGGUCGCGCGGCGUCGGAGCGACGAAGCCCAAGGUGGCGGCGGGCCUCGUCUUUCUGAGCGACAGGGUGAACCCGCGCGCGGGAAAGUCCUGAUGACGUAGGACUUACGUCAUUGCCGGUUGUUUUGGGCGGGAACAUUCUCCCUUAAAGGGCCCGCGCAAGGCGGGAAAAUAAACCAGUUCUUGUUUGGCAAUCCUCUGAGUAGAGUCUUGCUUUAUUCCGCGGUAGCAACCGCUACACCAUUGACAUUGCCCAACACAUUUAUCUCCCCGGAAAAGUGUCUGCAAAGCCUUUCCCUGUCCUGGACAGAAGUAAAUAAGGACUGGCUAAUGAAGAAUGAAAGGACUUGCAAAUUCUUGGGACAUCCAAGAGGAUUUUGUAGCUAACCAUUGAACAUGUCUUGAGACAAAUGGGAUAACAAUAUUCUGCACGGCAAGAUUUACAAAGAGUAGUUAACCUGACUUUAUCAAGCUGAUUGAGGGUGAAAGUAGGUUAAAGCACCAGAAAGAGAGACUGUUCAUUGCCUUCUGCCUCUUAUUCACCAAAACAGACUGAUGAUGCCAUCAUUUAAUGCCUUAUUCAAAAGGUAGGACCUCUGACAGUUCAGUGCUCUUAAUCAUGCAGAACUGAACUGAAAUAUCAGCUUUAAUUAUGUCUAAUCUUGGAAUGUACCUCAAUCAAUGAAUCUUCCACAUCGUUUGACAGAAGCAUUUUAAUGCACUUUCUAUCUAAAA
Messenger RNA from Pristis pectinata (smalltooth sawfish), 3392 nucleotides. RefSeq names its product EF-hand and coiled-coil domain-containing protein 1-like. Lineage: Eukaryota; Metazoa; Chordata; Chondrichthyes; Rhinopristiformes; Pristidae. The record is from RefSeq and is a predicted model, not a curated record. Gene Ontology annotation, molecular function: calcium ion binding. The coding region runs from base 602 to 2455 and encodes 617 amino acids. The transcript is spliced from 8 exons.